UGUCCGUGUCGAUCGGUGCUGUUCCCUUCUCGCUGUUAGUUGCCGCUGCUGCCGCCGACGCGCGCGCAUCCCCGCUUCACGGACGCGAUGGACGAGGAGCUGAAGUGCCCCGUGUGCGGCAAUUUGUACCAGGAGCCAAUCAUCCUUCCGUGCUCGCACAACGUGUGCCUCGCGUGUGCCAGGACCAUCGUGGUGCAGACCCCGGAGGGGGAGACCCCGGCCGCGCAGAGCCGCGCGUCCGCCGCCUCGGACUACGACUAUGUGGACGCGGACAAGAUGAGCAUGCACAGCGAAACGGACAGCGGCUACGGCUCGUACACGCCGUGUGCCAAGUCGCCCAACGGCGUGCGCGUGUUCCCGCCGCCGCCGCGCCCCUGCUCCGUGUCCAUCACGUGCCCGCAGUGCCACCGCAGCGCGUCGCUGGACGAGCGGGGCCCGCGCGCCUUCCCGCGCAACCGGCUGCUCGAGGCCAUCGUGAGCCGCUACCGGCGGAGUCGCGAGUCGGCGUCGGCGGCUGCGUCCGUCCCGUGCCAGCUGUGCGAGCGCGGCCCCGCCGAGGCCACGGUCAUGUGCGAGCAGUGCGACGUGUUCUACUGCGCUCCGUGCCAGCAGCGCUGCCACCCGUCCCGCGGCCCGCUGGCCAAGCACCGGCUCGUGCCGCCCCCCCAGAGCGCGGCGGUCGCGCAGCCGCAGCCCCCCGCGGCGCCGCGGAAGCCGGCCACGUGCGCCGAGCACGAAGCCGAGACGUACAGCGUGUACUGCGUGACGUGUCGGAGGCCAGUGUGUCACCGCUGUGUGGAGGAGGGUAAACACGGUCAGCACGAGGUGAAACCGCUGGGCGUGGUGUGGAAGCAGCACAAGUGCCAGCUCUCCCAAGCCCUGAACGGCGUGUCGGACAAAGCCAAGGACGCCAAGGAGUUUCUGGUCCAGCUCAAGAACCUGCUGCAGCAGAUACAGGAGAACGGGGUGGAGUUCGAAGCCUGUCUGGUGGCCCAGUGCGACUCCCUCAUCGACGCGCUCACCCGGCAGAAAGCCAAGCUCCUCACCAAGGUCACCAAGGAGCGCGAGUACAAGCUCAAGGUGGUCCGGGACCAGAUAACCCACUGCACGAUGAAGCUGCGCCAGACCACGGGCAUGAUGGAGUUCUGCCUGGAGGUCAUCAAAGAGAACGACCCCAGCGGCUUCCUGCAGAUCUCAGACGCCCUCAUCAGGCGGGUCCAGUCGUCCCAAGACCAGUGGGUCAAGGGUGCUUUGGAGCCCAAGGUGUACCCAGAGUUUGACCUGACGCUCACGAGCGAUCCCCUCCUCCAGGCUAUCCAGCAGCUGGACCUGGUCCAAGCCAAAGAUUCUCGGGAGGCUCCGUUACUGACACGCACGCACGCAGGUGGACCGGCGCUGUCGGACAGCCCAGGAGCAGAGCCCUUCAGGGUUCCUCCCGCGCCCCUCCUGCAGCUGGAGAAGUGCUGCACGCGCAACAACAGCGCCACGCUGGCAUGGAGGAUCCCGGUGCCGUGUGCCAGCGCCGUGGAGGGAUACGUGCUGGAGCUGGACGACGGCAAUGGCGGGCAGUACCGGGAGGUGUACGUGGGAAAGGAGACGGUCUGCACCGUGGACGGCCUGCACUUCAACAGCUCAUACAACGCCCGUGUCAAGGCCUACAGUGCCCUGGGGGUUGGGCCCUACAGCAAGACUGUCGUCCUCAAGACGUCUGACGUGGCCUGGUUCACCUUUGACCCCAACUCGGCCCACAGGGACAUAGUGCUGUCCAACGAGAACCAGACGGCCACCUGCAACAGCUACGAUGACCGCGUGGUGCUGGGCACGGCCGCCUUCUCCAAGGGCGUGCACUACUGGGAGCUCACGGUGGAUCGCUACGACAACCAUCCGGACCCGGCCUUCGGCGUGGCCCGCAUCAACACCAUGAAAGACAUGAUGCUGGGCAAGGACGACAAAGCCUGGGCCAUGUAUGUGGACAACAACCGCAGCUGGUUCAUGCACAACAACUCCCACACAAACCGGGCUGAGGGAGGCAUCACAAAGGGUUCCUCAGUGGGCAUCCUGCUGGACCUCAACAAGCACACCCUGACCUUCUACAUCAACAAGGAGCAACACGGUCCCGUGGCCUUCGAGAACCUGGAGGGGGUCUUCAUGCCUGCCAUCAGCCUCAACAGGAAUGUCCAGGUGACCUUACUGACAGGCUUGGAGGUGCCGAAGAAUAUUAAGCAGCAGUAGUCCGUCAAGGAAUUCUGGGACACAAGGUGUCAUAUCGUUGUCAGCAGAGCAAGACCCCGACUCACCCCGCAACCCACCAACGAUGUCCCGCAUCCUGGCCGAUCGAUCCCCGCCGUCAAAGCUGCCCUUAUGUACAGAAUUACAACAUUAUCAGUAGUAUUAUUUUUUUAGUCCUGAAUGGUAAAACAGCUGAGUGUGUGACAUGUGUACACAUAUUUAAUUUUGUACAGUAUGUUUUGUGACGAUAAUUCUCGUAGGGCACCGUCAAGGGCAUGCCCCACGGACAACUGUGAUUACCUUCAAGCGACUCGCGCGACAGCAGUUACGGCGCGGCCUGUGGCUCGUACUUAUCUCAGCCUCCUUUCGGAACGCGAGCGGACUCCACGAGGGGCACGUCGCACACCGCGGAAAGGCUGCCUGCCGGUUAAGUACGCCUGGUCCCGGCACCAGACCCGUGACGGUAGCCUGGGGCUCCGUCCACACUGUGAGGCAUGAUGAGUAUUUACAUUUUUUAAAAAAAUCCUGUAGCUUUUUCC
Messenger RNA from Scleropages formosus (Asian bonytongue), 2768 nucleotides. RefSeq names its product tripartite motif containing 67 (gene trim67). The transcript is spliced from 12 exons. Gene Ontology annotation, molecular function: zinc ion binding; protein binding. NCBI's taxonomy places the organism in Eukaryota, Metazoa, Chordata, Actinopteri, Osteoglossiformes, Osteoglossidae. The record is from RefSeq and is a predicted model, not a curated record. Gene Ontology annotation, cellular component: cytoplasm. The coding region runs from base 88 to 2232 and encodes 714 amino acids.